AUUUUCGCUCGUUCAGGAUUUGCUAUCGACUCGCGUUUUUUCAGGUUUGUGACUCUCAAGAAAAUGGCUGAAGGAAUAGAUCCUUCUUGGGAAAAGCUAUUGAAGCCCUUCAAGUUGCGAGUGGCGAAGCAGCUCUGUCCUCGUCGACAUCACUUGGUCACCCUUCUUUCCAGCAAAGGUCUUCUUACUGAAGACGAAGAGGAGCAGUUCAACAAGUCUACUAAAUCAGAAACUGACUUGGCGCUCGAUGUUCUUGCUGUAUUAUGCAAACAAAUCUCUGGAUCGUUUGACCGCUUUUGCGACGUACUCCUAGACACGAAAGACAAAGCUUUAUGUGAUGUGGAGAAGCUUCUUCGUCCACAUUGUUUAGAAAGAACUAAAGGUGUAUCUUCUGAUCAGGCCGGAUCAUCUGGCGUCAAUUCGACGGCAGUAGUGACAGAUACCACAGACGGCAAUAGUAAAGUAACGCCUCUUAGUCCCUUUCUAGCUUCUCAAGGCUGGAAGUACGAUGUGUUUUUAUGUCAUGCAGGCCAAGACAAAGAAGGCUUUGCCCGUCCAUUAAACAAUAAGCUCGAGGAGUAUGGAAUUGUUUCGUUUUUGGAUGCUGUUGCUUUGAAAGUGGGACGCGAGGCACAGAAAGAGAUUGCUGCAGCCAUAAUACGGUCUCCUCUAUUUGUCGUUAUCCUCAGUCAUGAGUUCAAGGGAAAACCCUAUCCAGAAGCAGAAGUUAACGCAGCAUUUGAAUUCGGCUCACGUUACAAGAAAAUCAUACCAGUAUUUUACAAGAUUACAGCCGACGAUUGCAACAGCUCUACCGUCACAAUCCUAGACAAGUUGGCUCAAAUUGUUGGCAUUGAGAAGAAAACGGAUGAAAAUGAUGAUAUUUUCGUGACUCGCGUUGCGAGCACAAUACGAGAAUGUGUUACAGCCCAGCUUGAUAAGGGUGAGAUAGAAGAACUACCGGAAAUUUCAUCUGUUCGUGACGUCGUACAGGAAAUCUUAAAAAAAGUUUUCGGAAGUACGUAGGAUAAAGAAGAUCUUCGACGAACUUUACGGAAGGACGUAGGACAACAAACAGAUUUUGUUUGGUAUAUGGGCAAACUGCAUGUCUUUUCUUUUUUUUAAACUAGCACAAACAAUAUGAUACUAGGUUACAUGGAUGAAUUUGAUGUGCUGCUUGUUAUAGCAACGUUUAUUCGAUUCAGAACAUUUAUA
Messenger RNA from Corticium candelabrum, 1215 nucleotides. RefSeq names its product 2' cyclic ADP-D-ribose synthase AbTIR-like. Bases 64 to 1026 code for a protein of 320 amino acids. The record is from RefSeq and is a predicted model, not a curated record. Gene Ontology annotation, biological process: signal transduction. NCBI's taxonomy places the organism in Eukaryota, Metazoa, Porifera, Homoscleromorpha, Homosclerophorida, Plakinidae. The transcript has 4 exons.